This is a messenger RNA of Anguilla rostrata (American eel), 3992 nucleotides long. RefSeq names its product adhesion G-protein coupled receptor D2. Lineage: Eukaryota; Metazoa; Chordata; Actinopteri; Anguilliformes; Anguillidae. The transcript has 26 exons. Gene Ontology annotation, molecular function: G protein-coupled receptor activity. Gene Ontology annotation, biological process: adenylate cyclase-activating G protein-coupled receptor signaling pathway; cell surface receptor signaling pathway. The coding region runs from base 75 to 3992 and encodes 1305 amino acids. The record is from RefSeq and is a predicted model, not a curated record. Gene Ontology annotation, cellular component: plasma membrane.
UUAAACCGGCAGGUUAAAACUACGAAUCUAAUGCAUAGCCUAUAAUAAUCCUGUAGCCUAUAAUAAUUUGGAAAAUGCAAUGGUUUAAAAUAAUCUACUCGAAUAUUUUUAUUUGGUUUCAUCAUUGCACUGCUAAAGAUUCAGCCCUGCCACUGCAAGGACGGAACAUAUCGUGUGAUGAUGAAUCUUAUUACGAAUAUGUGCCUGACCGCCUGCAAUGGCACGAUGCCCGGCAAGUCUGCCAGAAAAAGUCUGGAGCCCUGGCCACAGUAUCCAGUGCAUUUGAGAACAUGGAGCUGAUAAACUUUUUUCAUUCAUUAAACAUAACACAGCAGGUCUGGAUAGAAGGGAUGGUUUUGACUCCCAAAAAAGAUGCUUUUGGAUCCUUAAUUCUGCAGUUCUCUGGCAAAAGUAACCGGAAGCAUGCUCGUCUCCUUCAGCAGUUCCCCGGCAUGCAAUCUGUGACUGUCUGUGUUCAUAUUCAAUUUGAUCCGAGUUGUUAUGGAUUUUCCACUGUGUUCUCUUAUUCCAUACCAUCGUUUAUAAAUGAGUUCCAGCUCCGAGCCAACGUAGUCCGUGGGAAACCCAUUCAGCUCGCUCUGAUGGUACACGGCCUACACGGGCCUUACUCGGUGGCCUCUGCCAACGACGGUCUGUGGCACUUCGUGUGCGUGAGCUGGACUCGGGACAAAGGCGAGUGGGUCGUUGCUGUCGAUGGGCUAGUUGUAGGCCAGGGGGACAACCUCAACUCCUCUGCUGACAUCGGCCGGGAUGGCCAGUUCAUUAUCGGUCAGGAGCAGGACACAUUUGGCGGCUCCUUCAGGAGUGACGAAUCCUUCUCAGGAAACAUUACAUGGCUCAACAUUUGGGACCGGGUGUUGAACAUCAGUGAAAUCCACGCUUUGGAAAGAGAGUGCUCACUGAUUUUGCCUGGAUUGUUUUAUAAGUGGGACUCCUCAACCCUAGAGAUUGAAGGAUCCCUGAGGAGACACUGGGGAAUCCCCCCCUGUCGAGGGAAGAAAAGUGAACAACACAGCCAAGACUUAUACUUUUUGACAUCAUAUCACAACUUCACCUCAGUGCAGAAUUUUGUACCAAAACGCGGAGAAUGUGUGACCUUUGACCCUAUGAGUGGCAGCUGGGACUUGGAUUUUUGUGUGGAAACAAAAGGAGCAGUCUGUCAAUUUGACAAAGAUUCUUCAGAAAAUCAGCAACGUAUAUUCAAUUUUCCCAAGACUCCCCUUUUUAAUGAAGUGAGCAACGACCCUUUGGCCAGAGCUGUGAUGGAGGAGGAACAUUUCAAUGUGACACCAGAAAAUUACUUUAAUAUAUUGAGUAAAUUUGGAAAGUUCCUGCUGGGGGCUGUGGAGGUGAACCCAGGCAUGGUUACGCCAGUCGAUAUGCUCUACCUAGCCCAGGUGAUACAGCUGGCCGCUGAAGCAGAGGUCUCUGCCAAUGGUAACACCUCUGAAGCCAUGUUGUCUUUUGCUACCAACUACCUGAAACUGGCCAGCGAGUUAAUUGACCCCAAGAUGUCUGCCCGAUGGCUGGACUUGACUGAGGAGGGGGUGGCUAUUGGGCCUUUCAAUGUGGUUGAAAGCAUCGACAAAUUGACUGGGGCUCUGGCAGAUGCUCUGUCUGCGGAAGGAAAAAGCUUUACACUUUCAACAAAAAACAUAGAUGUGCAUUUGGAACCCAGGCAGCUUUCCCAGCCGAGCUGCAGCUGCUCAUACAAACCGUCUACAUUUGGGGGCCAUGCCAACAGCCAGGAUGAGAUCCUUGUCCCAGACACAGAGGUGUCCCGGCUACAGUCGCUGGGUUAUAAGGAGGUCAUGUUUAUCCAUGUGUACUAUAGUCACCUUGUGGAAGUCCAGUCAAAGGUGCACAGAAAACCUUCAGAGGUUUACAAUGAAGACAGAAGUUUGCAUACAGGUAGACUUGCUACUGCCGUUAUAUCAGCUACAGUCAGAGAUUUCUCCAGGAGCCAGAAUAUUCCGGUUGCUGUUCAUUACACCUUAUCCUCUUCUGACAUGGUGGAGUACUCUUGGCUCGUUAAGCCUGUUUGCGUGUUUUGGAACUUCAGCCUGAUGACUGAAGAUCAAGAUGGCUGGUCAAGUGAAGGCUGUCAAGUGACAUAUUCUGGAUCUAUGGUCACUUCCUGCUUUUGCAACCACACAACCAACUUUGCAGUUCUCAUGAAUUAUAUGGGAUCCAAGUGGAGCCCCGAGGAGCAGAGUGUUUUGACUAAGCUGACGUUCAUCGGGUCCGGAGCCUCGCUCUGCGCGUUGGUGGUGACCUUGAUGCUGUUUACUGUGCUCGACAUUCCCAAGUCUGACCGGAUGUCGAUCCAUAAGAAUCUGUUUGCCGCUCUGACAGCUGCCCAGAUAGUGCUCCUCUGCAGUGGAGCAGCGGUUGGCAAUAAGGUGGCCUGCACACUAGUGGCAGCGCUCCUGCACCUUUUCUUCAUGGCUGCGUUCAGCUGGAUGCUGGUGGAGGGCCUGCUGCUUUGGAGCAAAGUGGUGACGGUUAACCUGAGCGAAGAAAGACACAUGAAGUACUACUAUCUGAUUGGCUGGGGCCUUCCAAUUCUGAUAGUCACAAUCACUCUGGCCUCGGCCUCGGGAAAGUACUCUGCGGACGGCCACUGCUGGCUGAGUGUGCACAAUGGGGUCAUCUGGGGCUUCGUGGGCCCGGUCAUCUUCAUCAUGAUGGUCAACAUCAUGGUCCUCACGCGGGUGGUCAUCAUCACCAUAUCGAUGGCUAAGAGGCGGUCCAUAAUGCUGGCGGUCAACAGCAGUCCGAUGGAGCAGGCUUACGAACAUAUACGAUCGGCGGUGAAGGCGGUGUUGGUGUUGUUGCCGAUCCUGGGUCUCACCUGGCUCUGUGGAGUGCUUGUGCCCUUCUCUAUAGUGAUUGCCUACAUCUUUAUUCUCCUGAACUCCCUGCAGGGUCUCUUCAUCUUCCUGAUAUAUGGGGUGUACAACACAGAGGUCCGAAGCACAAUCAAUAGAAUCAAAGAAAGGAGGAGAGCUCUGAACUUUUCGAAUUGCGCCAGCUCCAGGCCCUCCAGCUCGAUGACCAGCUCCCGGCCCGCCAGCUCGCCGGUGCCUGGGCUCCAGUCCCACAGCCAGGAGGAGGGGGGGUACAGGACCUCCACGAGCCACCUCAGCUCCUUCUCCGCCCCCCUGGACAAGGCCACCGUGCUCUGCGAGAGCUCCACGCAAGCCGUCCAAAGGCAGCUGUCAAUCCCCAGUGCUAGUGGAAGUCAGGAGGAUGAGGGUCCCAGCCCUGCCACUCUUGAUGAGGUAACAGUCACAGGCCACCCCCCCUACCACCCCCCCCCCCCCCGCCCUGCCCCCCUCCCACUGAGCCCUGGCAGCCACCAGGGUCGCCCGCUGCCUAAGCUGCCGCUGGAACGGCGGAAGUCAGCGUUGGUCCUAAAGGAAGGGGAUCGAGUGAGGCCAAGUGAGGGAGAUGUGCUCACGCGGUGCCCUGGGACCAGCGCGGCGUUGGUGCGCUGCCAAAGCCUGCUCCUGCACCGUGCACCGGAAGAGCAGGGAGACACGGCGCAGCACCUCCGCUCGCCGUGCCGUUACACGCGAUGCCGGCCCCUCUGGGGCCACAGCCCCCCCCGGCCCCGUCCCCCCCCGGCGCGGGGGCUUGACAGGGGCCGGGCGUCUGGGUCCGUCCCAGGCCGUCACUCGCGAGCCAGCGUGUCAAUCGCGAGGCGAGCCGCCGGGCUUCCUGUUUUGCCCGUGUGCUGUUGCGCAUCCUGUCCGGCGGUGCCGUCGGCGGCAGGAUUUUCCCGCUUCCCCGCGAGGCCUGUUACUCACCCGCGGAGCCGAGCGCGGCCCCCGCUGUCCCGCGGCCCGCGUCUGGCUGACCUCGUGCCCGCGCAGCGCUGUCGCUCUCCCCCACGCGGCUCGACGGGUCGCGGCCUCCGCGGUCAGAGCGCGUUAGCGGCCGUUUUAGCCCGGAGGUACGGCAGCUGA